UGGUGAUUUACAACCAACUAGUGAUGGAUAUCUGUCUUCAGACUGUUGUGAAAGUGAGACUGAAGACAGUGAUGAUGGUCGAAACAAGACUAAAGAACCUCACUCAGGUUUGGACACAAUAGAGAACAAUGAAAUCAGUAAUGAGCAAUCUGCUGAGAAUAAACCCUUCAGAUGCUCAGUCUGUGGUAAAGAGUUUUCUAAAAGAGGAUAUAUGAAGAAACAUAUGAUAAUGCAUACAGGAGAGAAACCUUUCAGUUGCUCAGUCUGCGGUAAAGAGUUUUCUCAUAAACAUGUUAUGCAGUCACACAUGAGAACACAUACAGGAGAGAAACCUUUCAGUUGCUCAUUCUGUGGUAAAGAGUUUUCUAAAAGAGGAAAUAUGAAGAAACAUAUGAUAAUGCAUACAGGUGAGAAACCUUUCAGUUGCUCAGUCUGUGGUAAAGAGUUUUCUCAUAAAUAUAGUAUGCAGUCACACAUGACAACACAUACAGGAGAGAGACCUUUCAGUUGCUCAGUCUGUGGUAAAGGGUUUUCUGAAAGAGGAAGUAUGCAGAGACACAUAAUAAUACAUACAGGAGAGAAACCUUUCAGUUGCUCAGUCUGUGGUAAAGGGUUUUCUGAAAGAGGAAAUAUACAGAGACACAUGAGAAUACAUACAGGAGAGAAACCUUUCAGUUGCUCAGUCUGUGGUAAAGGGUUUUCUGAAAGAGGAAGUAUGCAGAGACACAUAAUAAUACAUACAGGAGAGAAACCUUUCAGUUGCCCAGUCUGUGGUAAAGGGUUUUCUCAAAGAGGAAGUAUGCAGAGACACAUGAUAAUACAUACAGAAGAGAAACCCUUCCGUUGCUAAGUCUGUGGUAAAGGGUUUUUUGAAAGAGCAAGUAUGCAGAGACACAUGAUAAUACAUAAAGGACACAAACCCUUCAGUUGCUCAGUCUGUGGUAAGGGGUUUUCCGAAAGGGGAAACAUGCAGAGACACACCAGAAUACAUACACAUGUGAUGGGAAGGGGGUUAGGGCCUUUUAAGCAUUCAUGAUUCUGUACAAUGUUUUCAGAAUAUGAAUAUGAUCACACUAGUAGGCAUGGUUCCCAUUAAAAGAAAAAUUAAGAUUUAUUGUCUCAGAUGCAUCUAUAUCUCAAUUUAUAUAUUCAAUAUAUAUAUUCAACUGGGGACCUCCAUCGACAGCAGGCUGACCUUCAAUGACGACACAAUAAGUAUUGUCUUGAGCUGCCAGCAGAUAACCUACCUGCUACGGAGACUGACGUGUCUGGGUGUAGCCCCUCCCAUCCUCUGCAGCU
Messenger RNA from Lampris incognitus (smalleye Pacific opah), 1299 nucleotides. Its product is annotated as gastrula zinc finger protein XlCGF57.1-like. The transcript is spliced from 2 exons. NCBI's taxonomy places the organism in Eukaryota, Metazoa, Chordata, Actinopteri, Lampriformes, Lampridae. The record is from RefSeq and is a predicted model, not a curated record. Gene Ontology annotation, cellular component: nucleus. Bases 212 to 850 code for a protein of 212 amino acids.